CUCCAGUUGAGUUCCGGGCCUGAGGUGACGACUCGGGACGGCAUUGACAGGGGGUACAGUUCAGUGUACAGUGUGCGUACAGUGGUAGUGGCCAGCAUCGCGGCAAGUCAAUUGAUGUGCACAGUGCGCCCUGUUUCCGGCACCUUCGCCUGAUGUCGUAAUGUCAAAGGCCAGCCAGCGCGUUGGAAGCUAGGGACCUACAAUACAGCAUUGACAUGCGACCUGCGACACCGAGCCUCUUCACGACAUACGCUCACAGCUUGCGACCAAUCUUUCCGUGCACGAAUUAACACUGUAAACGAAGAACAACCCAGGAUCACACGCUGAGCGCUCGCUUGGGCUGUGCUCUGCGUCCGCCAUGUGGCGCGACCGCACGAACCUCUACAUCUCCUACCGUCAGUCGUAUGCGCAUCACCCGAUCUCGAGAAAUAGAUACGCUGUCGGCGGUUCAGGCCCUGGAAGCACCCCAUACUCCGACUAUGCGCCCGAGGACAGUCGCGGCCUCCUGUCAGGGGGUGCACUCGACGACGAUGGCGACGCGGUGAUCGAGAUGGACCUCCUUCCACCUCGAUGGGCAGAUAUCUCAGCUGAGAUUACCGACUUGCUCUCUGAGAUUGCGACCAAGGGGCAUAGCCUUGACAAGCUUCAUCAGAAGCAUGUACUGCCAGGAUUCAAUGAUGACGAUGCCAAAAAGGCAGAAGAGCAGAAAAUCGAAAAGCUCACACACGAGAUAACCAAAGGGUUCCACGAAUGUCAUCGCUGCAUACAGCGCAUUGAACAGAUGGUGCGCGAGUCCAGACAGGCUGGUACGAUCAGUAACGCCGAGGAAACCAUGGCAAAGAAUAUUCAGAUUUCUUUGGCCACGAGAGUGCAGGACGCUAGUUCGAGAUUUCGGAAAAAACAGAGCACUUACCUCAAAAAACUACGCGGCAUGGGCGGCAUGGGGCCCCUCUCACCCGGGGAACGUGCCUCGACACCGCAGCCUGGCGGCUCCUACUUGGAUCCUUCGAUGCAAGAGUCUGACGCCGAUCGAGUGUUUUCACAAUCGACAUUGCAAGCGCAGCAGCAAAAGAUGCUGCAUUCAAACGAUGCUGUAAUUGCUCAGCGAGAGCGUGAGAUAGAGGAGAUUGCGCAAGGCAUCAUUGAGUUAUCAGACCUCUUCCGAGAUCUACAAACUAUGGUCAUCGACCAGGGCACCAUGCUGGACAGAAUCGACUACAACGUGGAGCGCAUGCACACAGAUGUGAAAGAGGCAGACAAGGAGAUCAAGGUUGCCUCUGGAUACCAGCGGAGAACAACAAAGAGGAAGAUCAUUCUACUUCUCUUCCUGCUAGUUGCGGGUCUCUUCAUUCUGCUCCUCAUCAAGCCCAAACGGCAUUGAUUUUGGUCAGUCAGCAAAGAUUCUGUAUGGCAAAGCGUCUCGGGGUGAUUUCGCAUGAGCAAAGCAUGGGGUAACCGGAGUCAUUAGUGUCUAUUUACAUAUCCUGAUACAUCAAAGUAUAUAC
Molecule: messenger RNA, 1505 nt
Organism: Emericellopsis atlantica
Lineage: Eukaryota; Fungi; Ascomycota; Sordariomycetes; Hypocreales; Bionectriaceae
Product: t-SNARE
Exons: 3
Coding region: 359-1381 (340 amino acids)
Biological process (GO): intracellular protein transport; vesicle fusion; vesicle-mediated transport
Cellular component (GO): SNARE complex; membrane; endomembrane system
Molecular function (GO): SNARE binding; SNAP receptor activity
Source: RefSeq, a predicted model, not a curated record